Cicer arietinum (chickpea) is the source of this 1668-nucleotide messenger RNA. RefSeq names its product arabinogalactan O-methyltransferase 2. Lineage: Eukaryota; Viridiplantae; Streptophyta; Magnoliopsida; Fabales; Fabaceae. Gene Ontology annotation, biological process: xylan biosynthetic process. The record is from RefSeq and is a predicted model, not a curated record.
AAUAUUAAAAUAUAAGAAAAACAUUAAUAUACAUGGAAACACCUAUUUUUUGACCAGUUGAAAGAAAGAUUUUAAUGAUGCAGUAGAAAGAAGAAUAGUGAAACUCCAAUUGUCCAUCGCCAACCCGUCCCACUCAAGAGGCCCAAGCAGUUUGGAUAUUAAGUCCUAAAAUUCCUUAGAAACCAAUUACUUAAAAAAGAAUCUCUCACGUUCUUUUUCAUCGAAUUGAACCAUCUCACUCUCUCUCUCACUCCCAUUCCAUCAUUUGACAAAAUCAAACCACCUUCAUCCCCUUCCCUUAACUUUAAUUCCAAGACUCCCAACCUUUUACAACCUAAUAAGCAAUUAAACCAAUCCAUCUAACAACAUAAUACACUACAUUAUUAUUAUUUUUCAUACACAUAUGCAACAACAAAACAUAUCCGUUUCAAUAUGAAGAACCGUUAUCCUCUCCAAGAGAGAAAGUGGUUCCUCGGGUUAACAAUAGUUGGAUUAAUAGGAGCGGUUCUAUUCAUAGCUACAGCGAUCACAACCUCCGAUACGUCGUCGUUUCACUGUCCAAUUUCAUCCGGGAUCCGAACCCGAUCAAACGACAACUACGACCCGACUCCCAUUCAACUAAGGGCAAUACUCCACUACGCCACGUCACACGUUGUUCCUCAACAAUCGGUUUCAGAGAUCAAGAUCAGUUUCGAUGUUUUAAAAUCCUUUGGUCGACCCUGCAAUUUUCUUGUCUUUGGACUCGGCCAUGAUUCACUUAUGUGGGCCUCAUUUAAUCCAGGUGGCACCACGCUAUUCCUUGAAGAGGAUCCAAAGUGGGUCCAAACUGUUUUAAAAGACGCACCGGGCCUUCGAGCCCAUACAGUUCAUUAUCGGACUCAACUCCGUCAAGCCCAAACGCUAAUCUCUUCCUAUCGAUCCGAACCUACGUGUUCUCCUUCCAAAGCUUUCCUACGUGGCAACAAAGCGUGCAAGCUUGCGCUUGAGAAUUUGCCCGAAGAGGUUUACGAUACUGAGUGGGACCUUAUUAUGAUUGAUGCGCCUAAAGGCUAUUAUGCGGAGGCGCCGGGACGUAUGGCCGCCGUAUUCUCCGCCGCUGUUAUGGCGAGGAAUAGGAAGGGAUCUGGUGUGACGCAUGUGUUCCUGCACGAUGUUAAUCGUAAGGUGGAGAAGCUUUAUGCGGAUGAGUUUCUUUGUAAGAGGAAUUUGGUAAAGGGUGUUGGAAGGCUUUGGCAUUUUCAGAUUCCACCGUCUAAUGUUACCGACGCAACACGUUUCUGUUAAUCUCGUUAUCGUAGUUGCUGUUCAUCAUUUUUUUGUUUUUUGUCAUUGUUUUUUUUUCUCUGUUUUGUUAUUAGAUGAUCCAGAGAGAAUGGCAUGCACGGAUAGAAACAGGGUACCAUACCAUGUGUUACAGAUUUACAUUACAUUUUUUAUUGUUAUUUUUACAAUACUAUUAUUUUUUUGUUAUUGCUAAAUGUUGGGGACAAAAGGUAUCACCGACUUGCAGAUGAUGCCAAUGUCAUGAAAUUGCCAUUCUACCUUUUGCCGACAGGAAUGGGUUAUGGGCAUAUUAGUGCCAAUAAUUUUGACUGAAUACUUUGGAUGUUGCUGGGAAACUAAGAAAAGUUUCUAGUAUUACACCGUUUACGUCAACCUACUUUUUUU